ACUCCCGCCCGCGCUCGCAGUCGCAGCUCACCAGGGAAGAGAUGAUGCUGAUGAGGCCGCGGUUCCUCUCCCCCUCGCCGCCCUCCUCCCGCCGCGAGCCCCGCCCCCGCACCCUCUCCGAGGCUUCCAGAGUCCCCUCGUCCUCCCGUCCCUCCUCCGCCCGCCCCCGGCCCUCCUCCAACAAGCGCCCGCCGCCCAACCUCCGCCGCCUCACCGCCCGCAUCGUGGCCCUCACCCGCCGCAAGCAGCUCGCCCAGGUCAUGGCGGAGGUGGAGGCGUCCAAGCGCCGCGCUCGCUCGGGCAGGGAAGGAGGGAUCAACAUCAUCGUGAUGAACGCCGUGCUCGAGGCCUGCGUGAGCUGCGGCGACGUCGACCUCGCGGUCCAGCUCUUCGACGAAAUGCGCGGGCCCAUGGGGUGCGGCGUCGACGGCGUCUCGUACGGCGUCCUGCUCAAGGGUCUGGGGAUAGCUAGAAGGAUUGACGAAGCGUUCGAGAUACUGGAAUCAGUUGAGAAAGAUACUUCUGAUGGGAGCCCCAGGCUCUCUCCUCAUCUUAUAUGUGGUUUUCUAAACGCCCUUAUCGAAGCAGGAGAUAUGAGGCGUGCCAAUGCUCUUGUUGCUCGUUUUCGCCAAGUCCUUUAUGAGGGACACUCUGUGUUACUAUACAACUUACUGAUGAAGGGAUACAUAAAAAGCAACUUCCCUCUUGGAGCAUUAACUGUUAAAGAUGAGAUAUUGCGUCAAGGGUUGAAGCCUGAUAGAUUGACGUACAACACCAUCAUUUUUGCAUGCGUAAAAUCAGCAGAGAUUGAGAAGGCUUUCCAAUUUCUUAAAGAUAUGAAGGAUGAAGCUAAAAGGGAUAAUAAUCCUGAACUCCUCCCGGAUGCUGUUACCUACACAACAUUACUUAAGGGUUUAGGAAACAGCCAAGAUCUUUAUUCAGUUCUGAAGAUUGUGGUGGAGAUGAAAUCAUCACUUGUCUCAAUUGACAGGACUGCAUACACAGCUAUGGCAGAUGCCUUUCUAGCUUGCGGGUCCAUUGACGGGGCUCUGUGCAUUUUUGGUGAGAUAAUAAAGCAGGCUGGUGACAACAAAGAGUUGAGGCCCAAACCUCAUCUUUAUCUUUCAAUCAUGAGAGCUUUUGCUACUAUAGGUGAUUUUGAUAUGGUAAGGAGAUUGAAAGACCGCAUGUUGCCAGAUUCAGUUGGAUCCAUUAGCCGUUCAGCUAAACAAGAGGCAGAUGAGCUAUUGAUGGAAGCUGCUAUAAAUAAUAAUCAGGUAGAUGUGGCUAGAAGACUUCUCAGAAGAAUAGUUAACGGGAAGGAGCAUUUCUCUUGGAGAAGUAGAGUAGGCCUGGUGGCACUCAAAGUUGAAACGUUAUCUGGAUUCAGCAACUCUCCUUUUAGACCGCAUGUAUUUCCACAGAUUCUCUUGAAUGAUCCUGUUGAGAAGUAUAUGAUUCCGUUUCGAGAAAGUCGACCGUUAUCUGCUGACUUAAUCUUGGAGAGUGUUGCAAUGCGGUUCUUGAAAGACUCUGCAGUUCCUCUUGUGAAUGACUGGGGAAGUUGUGUUGGAAUAGUUCACAGCCGCGAUUGUACCGAGAUGGACUCGCCUCUUCUUUCAAUGGCGAGACCACCGCUGUGCGUGCCUUGUUCAACCUCGCUGGAGCACGUCAUUGAUCUCCUCCUGAGAGAGAAGUGCGAGCUGGUGGUUGUGGUGAAAAGCGGCAACAUGUAUGAAGGCAGUUACACAUCCAGCUCAAGGCCAGUGGGCAUUUUCUCCCUCGGUAUCCUGUCGGAGGCCACCGCCAACACGGCAAACACACACGUCGACGAGAGCGUCUCCGGUGGUUGAGUAGGCGUGGUUCUUCUUGCGUUGUUCUCCAUGGCUCGUCAUCAGUGUGCUUAAUGUUGUACGGGCAUGUACAAUGACGACAUAUGGAUACAUAUGUUCCAUGAGAAAAAAAUAGGUUGAGACAUCUAUAUUAAUUUUUUUUCUUCAAUGCAAGCUAUCAUUAGUGA
This is a messenger RNA of Hordeum vulgare subsp. vulgare (domesticated barley), 2020 nucleotides long. Its product is annotated as pentatricopeptide repeat-containing protein At5g10690. NCBI's taxonomy places the organism in Eukaryota, Viridiplantae, Streptophyta, Magnoliopsida, Poales, Poaceae. The record is from RefSeq and is a predicted model, not a curated record. The transcript has 12 exons. Bases 42 to 1853 code for a protein of 603 amino acids. Gene Ontology annotation, molecular function: protein binding.